AUGUAUGCUCUAAUACGACAAUUUUGCACUUAUGAAGACGACAGCAAAGAAUAUGGUCUUGGAGCUAUUCUCCUAAACAAGCUACCGCGCCACGUGAGGAGCCGGAUCUACGACAAAACCAACAACCAAGCCAAUCUCACCCCAACAGCACUCAUCCGCAUUCUCACGGACAUUGUCAGGAAAGAAUCCACGUUGCGCGAAAUGGAGUUCCAGGAACCCGACUCUACGAACAGGUACACGUAUCACGUCAUUCGUAAUCAAACGCAGAUAAUCCGUUCAAAGAAGGUCACACCAUCCUUCCGUCAGAAAAGAUGCAACUUUUGCUCGAAGAUGAAUCACAACUCUUUCAACUGCCAGACAUAUAAGACCGCAUCAGAAAGAAUCCAGGUCGCAAAAAACAACCGCCUCUGCUUCAACUGCUUGUCGGGAAAUCACCUAACGAAGGAUUGCACUUCGAAGAAAACGUGUUCUCAUUGCUCAAAACGACAUCAUACCUCACUCUGCUUGAGAAAUUCUCCCAGACCACUCGCAUCAACGACAAUGGAGACGCCGCCUGUUCAGGCAGCUAAUGGUAGCGAACAUCCUAACCAAAUUCAGAAGAACCGAUUUCAUCGACCAUCACAGCGACAACCUCACGAACGGCAGGGUCACAUACACUUCUCCGAACAACCUUCACUCCCACCUAACCUUGCGGAACCAGCCACUACCCUUCACACCACUCAGCUACCACAGGGAGCAGUCAAACCUCCACUAAUGUGUGCCGACGUCGCACUUUUCAACCCAGACGAUGAAAGUAAGGAAACUCACGUCACAGCUCUACUGGACACAGGAGCUUCCCAAUCCUACAUCUCAAACGACCUGAUCGAACAACUCCAACUACGACCUUCGAACCCACAACGAAUCACAAUGUUCGGAACGGAAGAACUAAUAUCAAUGGAAGCCACUAAUCACGAAAUCGGCAUCCGCUGCACGGACAACACCACACAUCUUCUCCACGUCCAAGCACUACCUGUGCUAACCAGGGAAAUCAAGUACGCAUCGAUCCUCAGAGAAAAUGAAGACAAUCAGCACCUCGUCAGAAAAAUCGCCACGCCGAAGCUUCUCAUAGGUAUGGAUUACCUUUGGGACCUCGUUUUUCACGAUCAGUUCAGCAUAUCUUACCUACCAAACGGAUAUCGAAUCUUCGAAACUCGAAUCGGCAAAAUCGUAGCGAACAACACCUUCCGACUCAACGCCUCGAAUGACGUCGUCUUCACCUUCUCCACUUCAAUGACCAAUCCUGCUCGCCACUCCGACUUGGUAGAACUCGUUGAACGUUUCUGGUCAAACGAAUCUUUAGGAAUAGUCGACAAUCCCAAUCAAUCCGAUGAUGACAAGUGCUUGGAAGACUUCAACACCUCAAUCAAGUACAACGAGCAGGAACGACGAUAUUCGGUAAAACUUCCAUUCAAAGGUAAUCCAUCAGAACUACCAACUAACCGCGAUCUCGCCUUCUCUCGAUUCCUGUCGAAUUUGAAAGCCCUUCAAAAGAAUCCAGAAUACAUGAAGAAAUAUCACGAAAUCUUUGCAGACCAGCUAAAGAGAGGUAUAAUAGAAGAAAUCGAUGAAUGCCGAUCAGCCAACAUUAGUCAUUACCUCGCUCACCAUGGUGUCAUCAGCGAGUCGAAAAAACACACGAAGGUACGCUGUGUUUUCGAUGGUUCAGCAAAAAAGAAAGGAGGAAUGAGCAUCAACGAGGUACUCGAUAAAGGACCAACCCUACUACCAGACCUACUCGGAGUUCUUCUUCGAACAAGAACAAUGCCAAUACUGGUCUCCAGCGAUAUUGAAAAGGCCUUCUUGAUGGUAGAACUUCAGGAACAGAGUCGAAACUACACCCGAUUUUUCUGGCUGCGAGAUCCUACAAAACCAGCAGAUUGUUCGAAUAUAGUCGUCUACAGAUUUCGUCGCGUUCUCUUCGGCCUCAUAUGUUCCCCGUUCCUACUUGCUGCAACCAUCCACUACCAUCUUGCAAGUACAGGAACACCGCUCGCGAGAAAAAUACUGCGGAACAUCUACGUCGACAACGUAUUUUACGGAAUAUCAUCUGUGGACGAAGGAAAACGAUACUACGAAGAUUCGAAACAACUUUUCCAGAACGCAGGAAUGAAUAUCAGAGACUAUGUCAGCAACAAUCAGGAACUGAACAGAUUCAUGGAGGAACAAGAAAAAUCCAAAGUCGACGAACAAUGCAAAAUCUUAGGCGUGACAUGGAAAACUACUACGGACGAAUUCAAAAUACACCUACCAAGAUGUACAACAGGAACAACAUGGACAAAAAGGAGAGUGCUACAAAAAGUAGCAAGCACCUACGAUCCCUUCGGUUGGAUCUCACCAGUCGUACUCGUGGGAAAAAUUUUCAUCCAAAAAUUGUGGACGGAAAAUAUCACCUGGGAUGAAUCACUACCACAACACCUGCUUGAGGAAUGGACGCAAAUCAGCGAGUCGUGGACCUUGUCUUCGGUGACCUUUCCACGUUUGCUAAUACAAAACAACGCACCCGACGCAAAAUACGACAUCCACGUCUUCACCGAUGCGUCACAGUCCGCAUACUCCGCCUCUUCCUACUUGCUGGAAAAGAUCAAUGGUCAUCCGAAACGAGCAAUGCUAUUGGUUUCAAAAUCACGUCUGGCUCCGAAGAAACCUCUGAUGACCAUACCAAAACUGGAACUCUCGGGUCUACUCAUCGGCGCCAAUCUACUCCACUAUCUGAAACUCCACUUGGACAUCCCGAUAGACCGAUCUUUCCUGUGGUCGGACAGCAGAGUCGCUCUCUCAUGGACACAGUCAGACAAGGACCUUCCCAUAUUCAUACGUAGCCGCGUUCGAACAAUUCGAGAAAAGGCUAAAGAUGCAAUAUUCCGUCACAUACCAGGUUCACUAAACCCUGCAGACGUCGCAAGCCGGGGAUGCACAAUCAACGAACUGAUUUCCAACAAUCUCUGGUGGAAUGGACCAAGUUUCCUCCUCGAAGAAGAAGACACGUGGCCAAGCGAAAAGAUUGACUCAGAUGCCGAAGAACACCUUGCAUCCACCGUAUGCUGUACUACACAUCAAGAGCCAGAAAAUGAACCGAUGACACCAGUCGUGGAAUCUGAAAGGUUCAGCAAAUGGACCUAUAUGCUGAGGACACUCGUGACGAUCCUCACCUUCAUCACCAGACUUUCGACGAAGGCUGCCCAACACUUCGGAACUACGAAGAAUGCUUUAAGAUCCACAGCAGAAAUAAUUCUAUUCCGAAUGGCUCAAAUCGAGGACCCACCCUGCAGUGAUCUGCAACGUCAACUUACACUCUUCAAAUGCGGACGGACAAACUUGUUCAGAGUUCGAACAAGAAUCUAUGAGUCUGCACUACCUCCGGAGACGAAAGAACCGAUUUUACUUCCACGUAAAAGCAACAUCACCGAACUAUUCAUCCUACACGUCCACAAACUGAAUCACCAUUCUGGAACAGAAUAA
Messenger RNA from Necator americanus (New World hookworm), 3498 nucleotides. RefSeq lists its product as uncharacterized. Gene Ontology annotation, molecular function: nucleic acid binding; zinc ion binding. The coding region runs from base 1 to 3498 and encodes 1165 amino acids. The record is from RefSeq and is a predicted model, not a curated record. The transcript has a single exon. Lineage: Eukaryota; Metazoa; Nematoda; Chromadorea; Rhabditida; Ancylostomatidae.